UGAAAAUGGCCGCUUGACCGUCGAAAGCGGCUUGCUGUCAAAAUAUAAAAAUAAUUUAAAGUAGCGCGUAUGAAUAAUUCUAAUGAAAUCAAACGAAUUUUACAAAGUUCUUUUAUAUUAAGAUUGGAUGAAAUAAAUAAUUUUUAGCUCAGAUGUUGUAACAAUUAGCUCGCAAAGGUCAUUUACACCUUUGCAAUUCGCUUCGUGUCGUGCGUACUGAAGCAGCACUUGUGAAUCGGUGUUUACGUCCCAGGAUGAGUGAGGAGGAUAGUGAAGGCUCGCCCGUGCGGUUCAAACGGAAAACCAAGAUUGUUGACGUCUUGACUUCAUCAGAGUCCGAUAGUGAUGAUGGCAUCGGCGUGGCGGAUACACGUAGAAAGAGACUUCGGGUAUUAAGUGACGAGGAGUCUGCCAGCAGUAGUGACAGCUCCGUGGCGGUCGGUGGUGUUCGUAGACGUGAGCUUCGUAAACUGAGAUAUUCGGAUGAUGAGAGCGAUCUCUCAGGAUGGACUACUGAUGACUCCAACGCAGCAAAGACACAACCAACACAACAAAAACCUACUGGACAGACAUCUGGAUUCGCAUCGGACAGUUCUGAAGGCAAUUCUGAUAAAUGUUCAAUCUGCCUUCUCCGCUUUAAAGACCAGGAGGUGGGAACUCCGGAGAACUGUGACCAUAUAUUUUGUGUUGACUGCAUAUCGGAAUGGGCGAAGAAUGUCAAUACAUGUCCUGUAGAUAGAAUUACGUUCAAUUCUAUAAUUGUGAAAACACAUGCUGGUGGUAGUGUAAUAAGGUCUGAUCCCGUGAUAGUGUUGCCUCGGAGACCUUCAUCAGAUAUAUUUAUAGUUGAAGAUACAACAUACUGUGAGGUAUGUGCAAGUCCAGAUAAUGAAGAAACAAUGUUACUUUGUGAUGGUUGUGACCGUGGAUAUCAUAUGCAGUGCCUCAACCCUCCCCUCAACACAGUGCCUUUAUCUCAAUGGCUUUGCUCAUAUUGUCAAGACCUUCUAGACGCUAACAACACUUCCGAUAUGGAAGACCUGGAAGGCAUCAGGUCACGUCGGUUGCGGAGAAAUUUGCGAUCAAUGCCGAGAAAUUAUGAUACAAUAGAAGAACCAUCAACAUCAAGUGGUCGGAGUAAUGUACGUUUAAAUGAACCGACUACUUCCCGGGGGACGAGCACUUCUCAAAGAUCUAGAUAUUCUAGAAGGUCGACAGGAACGCAACGAAGGAAACGGAAAUUAAAGACUAAUGCAGAUGUAGACAGACAAAAUAGAAAUAAAAAGCUUAAGAAGCUAAAGAAGAAAAGGAAGACAAGACGGCAACCAAGAACAGCAGCCCGCAGGUCCCACGUGCGUGCGAGCGUGCGCGCUCAGUUAGUCAACUUGAAGAUCAGCUCCAACGAUGUCCGCGUGUCCUCUGCGGAGGCCCAGAGCCUGUCCAGCCUGCGGCAGGCCGCCGGCAUCGCCUCGCUCAGUCUCUUCGGCAGUGCUUACGAGCUGGACCACUUCACGGACGAUGAACAAGAUACUAAUUCUAGCGGGAUGACUGCGGUUAUGAGACCCACAUCUAACAUGCUGUCUGCUUAUAGACAGGCAAGAAGAAAGAUGAUUUCUAUUCCAUCACCUUCACAAACAUCACCACCAGAUAUUCUUUCUAGCAUAAUAGAAAGUCAAACUUUACUGUAUUCUAAGAACUCUGUCGUAACCGUAUCUGUAGAUGGAAAUAUUGAUAUCAAAUUGAAAAGAAAUAAAAAGAAUAGUUUGCCGAAAAAUAACUCCAACCCUACAAAAAAUGAUGAUAAACUCGAUCUUUCUAAAGGCGAAGAUGCGUCUAAGAAAGCUCCCUCGUACCCCGGACAGUCGCGCGGCGGCUGGGGCGGCGGCUACCGCGGCAACUACCACAGGGAGCAAAACUCCAAUAAUUUCAACAGAGGCAAUAACUACGACAAUUACGGUGGCAACUACCAAAAUCAGAGACAGGGAAACAUGAAUUACCAUAAUAACAUGAGACGAGAUGAAGCUGAUAAUUUUGGCAAUUACGCGAGAAGACCACAGUAUUCGCAUAAUGAUGACUCCUUCUAUGACAGACAAGGUCCCAAUAGAAGACAGGUUCCCAACGACGCUAGAGGUCAACACUACGGCCCACAUCAGAGAUUAAAUGAUCAAGGGCCAGGACGAUAUAGUUUAGGUCCAUCUUGGCAAUCUUUUCCCAUGGGCAGCGGACCGCGUCCUGAAAACCCAGUAUCACAUAAUAGACAUUCUUUUGGAGGAUUCGAAAACCCACUCGAUAUGCGAAUGGGGCAAGCACCUUUUCCUGGUAAUACAAACUCAAAUGAUAUGUUCCCUCGUUCAGAAAAUGUCAAUAAAUCGCAACCUUCAGACUAUCAGCCGUUACCUGAACCACCUAUGUUUAGUUUCUCUAAAAUGUCUGAACCUGAAAAAUCUGAAGAUGAAAAAAGUGAUUCGGGGUUAGUUAUCGAUACGGAAAAAUAUGACCCGACUGAACCUACAAAUGAUGAUGAUGAUAGUUGUGGGGAUGAUAAAACAACGAAUCAAUCUAAAGCGGUCGAUUUGCCCGCCUUGCCCGCAUUGCCCGCCCUGCCCGCCCUGCCCGCCCUGCCCGCCCCGCCCGCAGCCGACGAGCACUCCCCCCCGCCCACGCCCGCCGCCGUGCAAAAUAUAUUAGCGGGUAUCGACACUAGUACAAUAAAUGUGCCUCAUAAUAUAUUAGAUAGUGCUGUAAGACAAGUUUUAAAAGAACAUAGAAAUUUAAUAUCUUCACCUAAGUUACAAUCUAACGUGUCUAACGAUAAAAGCGACGACGAAUCAGAUGGUGAUUGUCCCAAUUUUUCUAUUUAUUCAGCCACAAGUGUUCACAUUGCAAAUAAUAGUAACCUACCUGUCGAGGUGGUCAAGGAAGUGCCUCAAGACAAUCUUGAAGACCUCGUACAGGAGGACGAUGAUGUGCCUCCCCCAGAAUUUACCCCAAACGAGGUGACUAAUACACCUGUAACGAAAGCAAUAAUAGAUACGACCAUUAGUAAUAAGCCACAUUAUUCUAGUUCUGAUAGUAGUGUAAAAAAGAAAACCGACGAAGAAUAUAAAGAGAAAGUAUCAAAACGAUGUCCAAUAACAACUAAUACGAGAAAUCCUAUUAAAAUAAAACUUAAUACACAUUCUCUUAUAAAGAGACAUAUAAAUUUAUAUGACGAAGAAGAUAUAAAUGAAGAACCAGAGAUAGAUAAAGCCGAGACAGUCGAUAAAACUGAGGCGACUGAAAAAUGUGAGACAAUCGAAAAAUUUGACACAACUGGUAAAUUCGUCUCUAUAGAGUCGUUGCCAGAAGAAAAACCACAAGAUAAUUUAAAUAUCCACCUUGAAAAUAAUGAAGAAAAAACGGUGGAAAAACUCGACAACCAAAUAUGUAAAGACAAGGUUAUAUCAGAAGAAAAGAAUGAUACAGAAGUGCCAAUGCUAUCUCCGGCAUCCGAUAAAUCAACCAGUAAGAAAGAAAAAGAUAACAGUGACUCAGAGAAAGUACAGAAUGCAGAAAUAAACAAUGAAACAGCAACUGAAGAAGUGAAGGAUUUACAGGAAGAGGAGGAGGAAUUACCAACUGAACUGUUAUCAAAAGAAACAGAUACUAACAAUAGCGAGCUUGUUAAAUCGGAUAGCGAAAAAUCUGACAACGAAGUCCAUUCUGAGGAUGACGAUUCUGACGAUGAACUCUGCCUUAAAGCUGAUUCACCCGAAAAGGAGAUCGCUCCGGCAAAGGAAGGUGUAGAAAAAAUGACAGAGUCUAUAAGUGAAACCGAAGACGAACGUAGUUAUACGCCCUGUCUCGACGAAAACAAGUCGAAAGAUACGUCGCUAGAAAACGAAAAAGAGAAGGGAAUAGAAGGUCUAGACACUGAGAUGAUAUCCGAAGAUGAAGGAAACGAAAUGUUUUCGGAAAAUGAAAAAGCUCCCUCGGAGACAUCGCUCACCUCGCCAGUUAGGACGCAACCGACGGCCGCAGAAGAGAAAAGGGUCUCGGUCAAGAAAAAAGAAAGCAAAGGCGAAGAUCGCGAUGAUAUUAAAAAGAAAAAGAAGAAAGAAUCUAAAAAGGAAGUCAGGGAUAAAAAUAAAAACAAACAUAAAAAAACCGAUAUUUCUUUCAAGAAGCUUAGCAAAAAUGGUAAAGAAAGGAACUACAGAGAAAGGGAUAAGGACGAAAAGAGCAAGAAUAAAAAGGAGAGUCGCCGCGAGUCGAGCGAAGAAAAACAAAAGAGACGCAAGGAAAAAAGGAAAGAUUUGGAGAGAUAUGACGUUCGCACAGUGGUAACUGAAAAAAGAAAAAAGAUGAAAGACGCGUUUGGACGAGACAUUUCCCCGCGCAUGCGGUCCACCUCCCUGUCGCCGCUCGAGGACCCCUCGCCCUCGCGCACGCGGCGGUCCUUCUCCAGGAGUCGAAGAUCCGUCUCAAGAGGUCGCAAAUCGUUGUCCAGAAUAAGAAAGUCGCCGUCGAGAGGACGUAAGUCUCCCUCGAGGAACAGACGAUCCCUCUCGCGCACACGAAGAUCUCCAUCAAGGAAUCGCAGAUCACCGUCCAGAGUUCGCAAGUCGCCGUCGCGCGGCCGCAGAUCUCGCUCGCUGGGAAGAAAGUCGCCUUCCAGAGGAAGAUUGUCGGUUCCGAGA
Messenger RNA from Papilio polytes (common Mormon), 4679 nucleotides. RefSeq names its product general transcriptional corepressor trfA-like. The transcript is spliced from 6 exons. The record is from RefSeq and is a predicted model, not a curated record. NCBI's taxonomy places the organism in Eukaryota, Metazoa, Arthropoda, Insecta, Lepidoptera, Papilionidae. The annotation marks the transcript as partial.